Vicia faba (fava bean) is the source of this 1305-nucleotide messenger RNA. The record is from the annotation of a GenBank genome assembly. Lineage: Eukaryota; Viridiplantae; Streptophyta; Magnoliopsida; Fabales; Fabaceae.
AUGCCCUUUACUUUGUGUGUUGGACAGGAUGAUGCACAUAUUUUCUGCAGGGAGUCCCAGGUUAAAGAUGAAGUGAGAAAAGCCUUGGACUUCAUUGAUUAUGUCUAUCAAAUAUUUGGUUUCACAUAUGAACUGAAACUUUCAACGUCUCUGGAUCUACAAGAUGGCUGCCAGAAGAAGAUCAACCUUGAAAAAAUUUCUCCCGUGUUAGAGAGCACAGCUGAUUCUCAUGUUCUUACAGGAAGUGAACCGGGACAUGCAAUGCUAGAUAAAGCUUGUAGUUUGAGAGAGCCUUGUACCUAUGACCAUGGAUUACUUUCUGAUGAGGAAAUUCAUGCCAGUGGGAGUUCAUCAUUUGCCAACAAGUCAGCAAGAAGUUGUUUGGAGAAGCAAUGCUCAUUCCAUGGAGAAUCAGUAUUCCCACGAUCUAUGAUCUGCUUGGUUUGGCAGGAGUUACCUGUGCUUGUCAUUGUCAGCAUGCUUGCUUAUUUCUGUUUCCUUGAGCAGCUUUUGCAAGGAGUGGAUAUCAAUGCAAUCGAUAGAAUUUUGCUUCAAUCUUCAAAGCCAUUUCUUCACACUAAUGUUGAUUGCAAUGCAUUAUUUGCUGCUGUGGUCAGCAGGCAGAUAAAUGUUGUUAAACUCCUUUUGCAGGUUGGUGUAAGACUUGAUAUCAAGGUCAAAUUAGGAGCUUGGUCUUGGGAAACAGAUACAGGAGAAGAAUUCCGUGUUGGUGUCGGACUAGCCGAGCCUUUUCCAAUCACAUGGUGUGCUGUAGAAUAUUUUGAAUCCACUGGCACUAUACUCAACAUGCUUCUCCAUCACCUCUCACCUAAUAGUUUUCACAUGGGAAGAACUCUCUUGCACCACACCAUCAUUUGCAACAAUGAAAGAGCAUUAAAUGUACUUCUGAAUAAUGGGGUUGAUACAGAAUUGGCCCUUCAAACUACUGAAGAAGAAACAAAUCUAUACCCUAUUCACAUGGCUGCACGCCUCGGACUAUGCAACAUUCUUCAAUGUUUGAUUAAUGGGAAUUACGAUGUGAAUGGUUUUGAUGAAAAUGGAUAUACACCAUUGAUGUUAGCUGCCAGAGAAAGUAAUGGAGAAAUGUGUGGCCUUUUGAUAUCUCAUGGAGCAAAAUGUGAUAUUAAGAAUGAAAGACAUGAAACAGCACUUUUACUUGCAAGAGAAAAAAAUUUGAAAGGAAAUGAUGCAGAGAAUGUGAUCAUGGAUGAGUUAGCUAGAAGAGUAGUAUUGUGCGGUGCGCGUGUGAAGAAACAUACAAAAUGUGGUAAAGGACUUUCAUGA